Messenger RNA from Drosophila subpulchrella, 3128 nucleotides. RefSeq lists its product as uncharacterized. Gene Ontology annotation, molecular function: serine-type endopeptidase activity. The transcript has 8 exons. Bases 115 to 2613 code for a protein of 832 amino acids. Lineage: Eukaryota; Metazoa; Arthropoda; Insecta; Diptera; Drosophilidae. Gene Ontology annotation, biological process: proteolysis. The record is from RefSeq and is a predicted model, not a curated record.
UUGGAUCGGAUCGGAUUGGAUCGGAACGGAACGGAAAAGAUAGUACCGACCGGAUUGUAUGUUUACGUUGCCCAGCGCGCAGUGGAGUUUGCGAGGCGACAUCCGACUUGGUUUAUGCUUCUGUGCGUCGCGUUCUCCAAUGUAAAAAUAAAAUUGCUCCAAUAUGUGUGCGCGAAACGGCUUUUGAAACAUUUUCGAAUAAACCCCGAUCGUGUGAGAAGUGCGAACCAGUGCAAUUGUCAGGGUCUUUGGACUCACGGAUUCGUUACGGUGGUAUUACCGAUUCGAUCGGUUUUCGAACGACAACGAUACCAUAAGCAAUUGAGCAUGAAAGUGGUGUGCUUGAUUUUCGAAUUCCUGACGGUGGUACAACUGCUGGUCGAAGCUCAGUGUGGGCACGUGCAGGAGGCGAAGAGGGAGAUAUGGGACGCAAUGGGUCACCAUGGGCACCGUCACCAUUCGCAUCACGGAUCACAUUGGAUGGACGGUCGGCGGGUGCACCGCCUACGGAUGCCCCACCCACAACGCUGGAGUGGGCGGCGUCGAUCCCUCAAUCACCACCAGCCCUUCAGCCGGUGGUCACAGUGGUCACCAUGCGACGAGGAGUGCGUCAAGCGGCGGGAGCGAUUCUGCAAGGUGAAGCGGAAGUGUGGCCACACCAAGCACGUGGAGCAAAGCAAGUGCCGGCACUGUCUUCCUGCACCUCCUAUAAAGUGGCAACAACCGUUAGUCCUAGAUGAUAGUCACUUCCGCGAGAGGAACCACCCGCUUCCGCAACCACAACCACAACCUCAACCUCAACCGCAGCCACAGCCUUAUCCGCCACCUCCACCGCCUCCGUCAAUAAUCAUAAACGCUGCAGCUGCUGCAUCAAGUGGUCCGACCGUGGAUUAUAGAUAUACCGAGUACAAGCCCCCACCAAUUCUUGCACCAACUUAUCCAGCAGUUUAUGCACCAAGCUAUCCCCCAACUCAUCCACCAACCCACCCUCCAUCUCAUCCUCCAACUCAUCCUCCAACCCAUCCUCCAACUCAUCCACCAACUCAUCCACCAAUUCCACCUCCGACUCCUCACUCAAAAUCGAGAGAGGUGGUUCGUCAUCUGCCGAAAUACCCCGGCAAAGAUAUAUAUAGCGAGGAGGAUGUGGAAGAUGAUCAUGAACCUGACCCCGAAGAAGAUUUGAUAAGCUCCGACGAACAGGGUGACUUCUUUGUGCUAAAACAUCAUCGCCACAGGAGACGGCAGAACCAUGGAAAGCUAUCCCAUAGAAAACCACCAAAGGAUGAUUAUGACGAAGAUGACUUUGUGGACUUUGGCGAAAGAAGGUCUGUUAGAACCAGAAGUAUUGGCGAGGAUAGUAGUGUGGAGGGGGACGUUUUUCAAUACGAGGACUUCGAUAUGCCUGACCCUAACUAUUUGGAUUCUGAGGAAUCAGAGACCGAAUUUCGCAACAUCAGCUGGGUACAGCCACCCAAGGACGGGAUUGCUCUUAGGAGACGAAGGGUCUAUUCCAAGUGGAGUCGAUGGACCAAGUGUUCGCCAAAGUGUACAACAAGGAGAUAUAAAAAAUGCCGAAUCACCGAUCAGUGUGGACGGGAGGUUCUUCGCGAGAUGGCUUACUGCUAUACGGAGGGCAGUUUCUGCCAGCAGUGGCUGCAGACGCAGUUCCAAAAAACCCCGGCCUUCGAGACGAGACCUGGACCCGCGUCACCAGCCAACGCCAUGAGAAGGAUGCAAUCCGAGCAGCCGGAAGUUUCCAUUAAUGACCUUAACUACAUAAUGACUGGAAAGGGCUAUCGGGGACCAGAAUACACACCUCUGAAACUCAACUGCGGAAUCGUUCGCAGCGGAACUGGACGAAGGAGCAUGUCCAACAUGCUGAAGAUCAUCGGUGGACGGGCGGCGAGGAAGGGGGAGUGGCCAUGGCAGGUGGCCAUCCUAAAUCGCUUCAAGGAAGCCUUCUGCGGGGGCACUCUUAUAGCUCCACGAUGGGUUCUAACCGCCGCCCAUUGUGUAAGAAAGGUGCUCUAUGUUCGCAUAGGUGAACAUAACCUGAACUAUGAGGAUGGUACGGAGGUGCAACUUAGGGUAAUGAAGAGUUUUACACAUCCUAACUUUGAUAAGCGUACGGUGGAUAGUGAUGUGGCACUGCUGAGGUUACCCAAGGCGGUAAAUGCCACGACCUGGAUAGGAUACUCCUGUCUGCCGCAGCCUUUCCAGGCGCUACCCAAGAAUGUGGAUUGCACGAUAAUUGGAUGGGGAAAGCGUCGCAAUCGGGAUGCUACUGGAACCAGCGUGCUCCACAAGGCCACUGUUCCCAUUAUACCCAUGCAGAAUUGCCGCAAGGUUUACUAUGACUACACUAUCACUAAGAACAUGUUUUGUGCUGGCCAUCAGAAGGGUCACAUAGAUACUUGUGCUGGAGAUUCGGGAGGUCCUCUCUUAUGUAGGGAUACCACCAAGCCGAACCAUCCGUGGACCAUCUUUGGCAUAACAUCAUUCGGCGAUGGUUGCGCCCAGCGAAAUAAAUUUGGCAUCUACGCGAAGGUGCCCAAUUACGUGGACUGGGUGUGGUCGGUUGUUAACUGCAAUGGCAACUGCAAGAUGCAGUAGCAUCUCGAUGGUUAGUUAGAUGUCGCGGACUUGGGUCCGUCAAGUUGCAGAGGCUGUGAAAAACUAAUUUACACUUUAAGUGUACGAUCCGUGGGAGAAAUCUUCGCUUGAUCACCAUGUCACAAUUCAUCAUGUGCUCAUCUUACGAUCCUAAAAGUAGUUAACUAGAAGUUAAACGGAACAAAGUCGAUUGUAAAUGUAGGCAACCAAAUAUUUAUGUAAUUAAACCCUUAAAAAAUCACCUACUAAUUGAAUUAGAAUUUUCCCUAUUUAUAAUCUUAGUUCUAAUGUACAUAACUAAACUCCCUGUUUUAUGUUAAAAAGCUAUUAAUAAUAUCUAUCAUUAAAUUUUCUCCUAUGACAAAUAUUAUUAAGGUUAAGUGCAAACAGAAAUCUGAGAUGUCGGAUUGAAGAAUAAUCUAAAUUAAUAGUCAUAUAAACUGUAAAUAAUUAAAGUUUUAAUCUAUUAAAAAGUAUGUCUGAAAAAAUAUUAUCUUAAAUGAAUUCUCAUACCA